AUGCUUACCUGCUCCUCAGCCGACUCCCUCACCGAAGAGCAGGUUUCCGAGUUCAAGGAGGCUUUCUCCCUGUUCGACAAAGACGGCGAUGGACAGAUCACCACUAAGGAGUUGGGAACCGUCAUGAGGAGUUUGGGACAGAACCCCUCCGAAUCGGAGCUUCAGGACAUGAUCAACGAGGUCGAUGCCGACAACAACGGAACCAUCGAUUUCCCUGAGUUCCUCACUAUGAUGGCCCGCAAGAUGAAGGACACCGACAGUGAGGAGGAGAUCCGAGAGGCUUUCAAGGUCUUUGACCGCGACAACAACGGCUUCAUCUCCGCCGCCGAGCUGAGACACGUCAUGACCUCCAUCGGGGAGAAGUUGACCGAUGACGAGGUCGACGAGAUGAUCCGGGAAGCUGACCAGGAUGGCGAUGGACGGAUCGACUACAACGAGUUCGUCCAGCUCAUGAUGCAGAAAUAG
Tricharina praecox is the source of this 465-nucleotide messenger RNA. Its product is annotated as calmodulin. The record is from RefSeq and is a predicted model, not a curated record. The transcript is spliced from 7 exons. The coding region runs from base 1 to 465 and encodes 154 amino acids. Gene Ontology annotation, molecular function: enzyme regulator activity; calcium ion binding. Gene Ontology annotation, cellular component: central plaque of spindle pole body. NCBI's taxonomy places the organism in Eukaryota, Fungi, Ascomycota, Pezizomycetes, Pezizales, Pyronemataceae. Gene Ontology annotation, biological process: spindle pole body organization.